Molecule: messenger RNA, 1956 nt
Organism: Phaeodactylum tricornutum CCAP 1055/1
Lineage: Eukaryota; Bacillariophyta; Bacillariophyceae; Surirellales; Neidiaceae
Exons: 1
Coding region: 445-1956 (503 amino acids)
Molecular function (GO): chloride channel activity
Source: RefSeq, a predicted model, not a curated record
UGCAAUUGUAUCAAUAUACUUUUGGAUGAUAUAAUACUGAUGUAUAGAAACCAUUUAAAAAGGAGUCGACUUAUGAAACAUUUAUGUUAAAGAUUGGCUCUCUACGGUGCCCAACUUUUAUCGCUCCCGCAACGAGCAAGAGGGCGUUUCGGAAAGUUCACACGACCACGAGAAUGAGGCAACCGCUUCUCCUGCCGACGUCGGAUUUUCUAACUUGAGUUUGGUCGUCUUUUUCUCUCCAAGUAUCGAGGAAGAGCCACAGCAACUAACUGUGACCUAGAACAACUAGCUACAGGUUUUGGAACACGGGAAACUUGAGUGGGGUUUACGCUUUGCGAGAAAAGAACUUGUUUGGAAGGACGAACAACCAAUUCCUGGCUGUUUUCACAGCCAGUCCAGUUCUUGGGUCCUUCGUUUCCGAUAUUCCGCUGACCUCUCGUCCUCAUGACGAUCACGUAUACCGACCCGUUCGGUCCACCCUGGCGGUUCCAUUGGCAACGAAUGGUGUGGACUUGGCGUGGCGGAAUCGUUCAGGCAAUCUGGGUAGAAUGGCUCUUGGCCACCCUUGCGAGUGCCCUCGUGAUGUGGAUUUGGCUCGCCAGUUUCGAGUCCUACAACAAUAUUUCCGAGUGGCAAGCCCGCACCGAGAUUCUGUCCUACGCCUUGGGCUUCGUCACGACGCGUUUCCAGGCCGCUCUCGGUCUCAUGUUGGGUUUCUACACCGGGACCUUGUACUCUCGUUGGUGGCGUGUUCGAAAUUUAGAGAACGAAGUCAUCAAUGCGAUCAAAGAUACUUCCAUUCACGUCUCGGCCCUCGUUUACGAUUCCACACGCAAGGGAAACAAUCCGGCUAUCCCGCCGUUGGAUCUCCUGCUUCCAUCUCCAACCGCCGUAGUCGACGAAAAAGUGACGACGGAUGUCGUCGAGGUUACUGGUGAUAAAUUCACCCAAGACCGCAAUCCAAUCCAGAACAAUGGUGGAAAGCACAAAAGAACUACGUUGUCAAACAAUAGGCGAAAAAACAAGCCGAUCUCGAACGAAUCAGAAGCUUCGAAAGCGACCGAUACUACCAGCGCUAAUUCUACAAACGACCAUUCAAACGGGGAACGCAAAUCUACCGCGGAAGGUCUUAGCGCAGCAGAGGUGCGAUCAGCCAUGCUCCGCUGGGUUAAUUUAUCUCACGCUCUCGCGAUUGGUGUCUUUUACGAGCGUCAGCCCAACGCGUUCUCCGACCUCGACGCGUUGGUGGAAAUGGGACUGUUGGCGGAUACGGAGUACCAAUUCAUGACGAAUUAUACUGGUGACGCUGCGCAAGCGUUCGAUGUACCGUUUGUUUGGUUUAUGGACUUGCUUGGUGAGGUGAUUCGUCUGGAAAGAUUCGAUAUGCCCAUGCCGGCUGUCGCCAUGUUGAGCAACAACGUGGCACGCGUGCGUGGGUCUUUACAGAAUAUUUACAUGUACCGGACGGAGCCAGUGCCUUUGGCCUACCGACAACUUGUCAAUUUAACGGUACGCUUUUACAUGGUAGUUCUUCUCAUUAAUGAAGGUUUGAGCGCAUUGAAUUUCGCCGCUGAGGAAAGGAACGGAUUCGAUUUCUACCGGACAGUUUUUUGGAUGAUCAUGCCCUUCGGUUUCGAAUACUUUUUGUUUGUUGGUUGGCUAACGCUUGCGGACGCCCUGGGUAAUCCGUUUCGCCACUGGGCUGACGAGUUCGAAUGGGAGAAUUUUGUUCGAACAACGUAUGUCGCGUCAUUUGCUUUGAUCGACGAAUCGCCCAAGUCGUGCUCCACCCUGGGAUCGAGUCUCAAGGUAGCUGAGGAAAGAAUCAAACAAAAGCGUGAGGCAACCUUGGCUGCUUGGGAAAGUAAUCACUUGACAGCCUGUGAACGAAUCAAACAACCGGGCAAGGCCCAAACGCCGAAGGUUCAUUCGCGGAGAGACUUGUCCGACUUCUAA